AUGGGCGGAAAAACAUUUGCAGAGGUAAUCAAAGCCGGAGAAAUGAUCGAAAAUGGGAUCAAGACUGGAAGAAUAACAAGUCUAGCAGCAUUACAUGCCACUAGCAAGGCUAUCCAAACUGGUGCCCUCGGGAGUGGAAAGAAAAAGGAGAAAGAAGUUGCGGCUGUAAUGGCUUUGGGAGGUACUUCGUUUCACCAACGGCAACCUUCGCAAUAUCAAUCAAACGCCCCUCAUUCACAACAUUUCCAAUAUUCCUCACACUCGCCUUACCAAACUUCAUCAUCUUACCAGCCUCAACCACCACAAAACUCAUAUCAUGUUUUUAACACACAACCAACAUACCAAGCUCCACCAUCACAACAACCUCAUCAUCCCAACAAUACACCCGGACUCCGUCCAAACAGGCCUGCUCGCAACUUCACACCAUUAGGGGAGCCAUUAAGUGUUGUCUUUGAAAGGUUGCAAGCUUCAGGUUUAUUGUAUCCUGUGGAAGGCAGAAUUCCAAACCCAUUACCUAGAAGUUUUGAUCCUACCAAGACAUGUGCAUAUCAUUCUGGGGUAAAAGGACAUUCAACUGACCGUUGUUAUGCAUUAAAACACAAGGUUGAAGACCUCAUUGAGGCAAAACAAAUCAAAAUCAGACAACCAGCACCGAAUGUGAACAACAAUCCACUCCCGAAUCAUAAUGAAGCCUCGGUGAAUAUGAUUGGAGUGGAUGAAGAAGAUGAUGAUCCAGCUAGAUUCAUAGUGCAUGUUAGGAGCAUGGAAGAUCAUACAUUUGUGGCUGUUACUUCUCCUACAGUGAUGAUAAGAGGCUUUACACCCAUUGAGAUACUAGGAGUUGCAUCUACACCUGUGGAGGUACUUCAAGCGCCAAUUCAGUUACCAGUGGUUGAUACUAGAGCUGUACCGUGGAAUUAUCAACAGGUUGUGAUGGAAUGCCAUGGAAAAGAAACAACCACUAUUUCGGGAAUGACGAGGUCUGGAAGAUGCUACACUCCAGAAAAACUAUCUGGGUUGAGACAAGGCAAUGAAUGCAAUGUUCCACCCAAGAAUGUUGUGACAGACGCAGAAGCACAAGAGUUUCUGAGAAAGAUCAAGGCGAGUGAAUACUCAGUUGUGGAUCAAUUGAAGAAGACCAAUGCCCAGAUCCCAAUCCUAUCUUUGCUUUUGACUUCGGACGUACACAGAGAUGCACUCCUGAAGAUUUUGAGUGAAGCAUAUGUGCCGACUGAAACAACUAGUGAAGCAAUAUCUGGAAUGGUUGGAUGUAUACUUGAUUGUCACCUAAUCAGCUUUGAUGAUGAAGAAUUGCCACCGGAGGGAUAUAGUCAUAACAAGGCGCUCCACAUAACUGUUAAGUAUCGUGAUAUGUUCAUAUCUAGAGUGUUGAUUGAUGGAGGUUCCGAGAAGACCAUGGAUUCAUCUGGCUGGGUUGUGCCAUCGACUUUGCAUCAAACCGUCAAGUUUAAGUGGGAUCAACAACAAAUAGUCAUACAUGGAGAAGGUGAUACGUCUAUCUAUCGGGAGCAAUCUAUCUCAUUCAUUGAUGUAACAGGAGAGCUGGGUGGAGCUACAUACCAUGCAUGGGAAAUUGUGGAUCCUACCUAUGUAGCUGAAGAGAGGCGAACCGAGGAGCCAAAGAUGUCUUGCGCUGCGAUCAUGGUGGCAAAGGAGAUGCUAAAGAAUGGGUAUCAACCAGGAUUGGGGUUAGGAAAAACAUUGAAUGGACGAGUUGAGCCUAUAGUCCUGCCCGGACAACAGUUUACUUUUGGUUUAGGAUACGAACCUACUCAAGAGGAACUGAAGGAAGCACGACAGAAGAAAGGAAAAGAGAUCCACCUACCAAAACCAAUCCCAACCAUUGACCAAACUUUCCUAAAGCCUACUAUUGUCCAGACUCCGGAUGUACCUGUUGAGGUUUCAUGUGAUGACAUCAUAGAGGGUGUCAAGAACUUGUUCGUGGGAGAUGAAGAUGAUCAUGAUAUGGUAUUUGCAGACAUUGCUGAAACACUGAUUGUACGUGUUGUCGAACCGGGAUCUGUUUUGAAGAAUUGGACUUGCAUCUCAGCCCCGGUUCGUCGGGAGUUUCAGUAG
Nicotiana attenuata is the source of this 2097-nucleotide messenger RNA. RefSeq lists its product as uncharacterized. The record is from RefSeq and is a predicted model, not a curated record. The transcript has 2 exons. The coding region runs from base 1 to 2097 and encodes 698 amino acids. NCBI's taxonomy places the organism in Eukaryota, Viridiplantae, Streptophyta, Magnoliopsida, Solanales, Solanaceae. Gene Ontology annotation, molecular function: nucleic acid binding.